UAGUACCUGAGGGACUUGAAGUUAUAAAAGUGAACACACUGUACUAGACCAUCGCAUUCAGAGACCUGUCGCGGGCGCGCACAUACAUAACUACAUAUACAAAAAAAACGAACACAUACAACUCUGCCCGCCGCGACGCACGAAUAGUUUCAUUUCUAUUCUUAUUUUCUUUUUUUCUUUUCUUUCUUUUUUUUCGAUUCAUAAUAAAAAGAAGAAACCUCACCGACUGUGAUAAUUUCAAUACAUUAUAAGAAGAGUAAACAGAGAACAAAGAAAUAGUAUUAGUAUAUAAUAGAAGCUUGUGAUACAACCGGAGAAACAAACGAAGCAUCAACCUAUGAUACUACCAGGACGCCUGAUUUAAGUAGCAAACAUGCUGACCGGCUGGAGAUUAACGCUUUCAAAAUGUUUCGUGAUACCGCAAAGGUAUAUCGUAGGAAUCAUGGGAUUUCUGGCGGUAGUCAAUGCGUACACGAUGCGAAUCUGCUUGUCUAUAGCGAUUCUCGAUAUAGUGGAAGAAGAAGACCACAAAUGGGAUAGGGAGACACAAGGACUUGUCAAGAGCGCAUUUUAUUUCGGUUAUGUUAUAACUCAUCUGCCGGGCGGAAUACUCGCGGAGCGAUUUGGCGGGAAGUACACGCUCGGUAUUGGAAUUUUGUCCACAGCGUUCUUUACCCUGUUAACACCAGUUGUGGUGGAAUGGGGUGACUGGCCGGGGUUGCUCGUCCUCAGGAUACUGCAAGGUCUCGGAGAGGGCACCACGUACCCGGCUCUAAAUUCGCUUCUGUCUAAAUGGGUUCCAAUACACGAGCGGGCGAAAAUGGGAACGCUGGUGUACGCGGGCGGUCAAAUCGGAACGGUCGUCGGAAACACGGCCAGCGGAUUCCUGAUCAAGGCCGCUGGUACGUGGACAUCAGUCUUUUACAUGUUCGGCGGCAUCGGCGUCCUCUGGUUCGUCCUUUGGACACUGCUCUGCUACUCCGAACCCAGCUCUCAUCCUUUCAUCUCCGAUGAUGAGAAGAAUUUCUUGCGCAAGGAGCUCGGAUCUAACGAACAAAAGAGUAACGUGCCAACGCCGUGGAAGGCAAUCCUGACUUCGGUGCCGUUGUGGUCGCUUGUUGCUGCACAAAUUGGCCACGACUGGGGCUUCUUCACGAUGGUCACCGACCUUCCCAACUUCAUGAGUGACGUGCUACAUUUACAACUGGACCAGAACGGUAUUUGGUCUUCUGUUCCUUAUAUUGUGAUGUGGAUCGUCUCCAUGAGUUCCGGUUGGCUGUGCGACUGGCUCAUCCAGAAGGACUUUAUGAAGGUCACGUUUGCGAGGAAGUUCUUCACGGCCAUCGCAGCCAUCGGGCCGGGCAUAUUUAUCGUGGUCGCCGCGUACGCCGGUAACGACCAGACGACGGUCAUCGCCUUAUUCACAGUUGGCAUGGGUUUCAUGGGCACGUUCUACUGCGGCAUGAAAGUCAACGCCUUGGACCUUUCUCCGAAUUAUGCCGGCACACUUAUGGCCAUCGUCAAUGGAAUCGGCGCCAUCACCGGCAUCAUCACUCCAUACCUGAGCGGAGCUAUGACACCAAACCAUGACGUAGAGGAGUGGAGGAUCGUUUUCUGGGUCUCGUUUGUCGUCUUCACCUUAACCACAUUCAUCUAUGUGAUGUGGGGAAGCGCCGAGGAGCAGUGGUGGAACACCCCUGAGAAAGGAAAUCCGAACGCCGCAGAGAAGGACCCCAAAGCCAUGGUGGAAUCCGGCAACGCCUCAACGACCAAAUAACCUGUACCAGUCCAUUCAACGCACCACACGCAUAUAUUUUUAUAUAUUUAUUUAUUCUUAAGUUUAAAUGUACUAUUAUUCGAGAAAACGAUAACAUUUAUCGAUUUUUUAUUUCAGUUUUGAAUACGAAUAAAACCACACCGCAAUG
This is a messenger RNA of Nicrophorus vespilloides, 1925 nucleotides long. RefSeq names its product putative inorganic phosphate cotransporter. Gene Ontology annotation, molecular function: transmembrane transporter activity. The record is from RefSeq and is a predicted model, not a curated record. Bases 374 to 1777 code for a protein of 467 amino acids. The transcript is spliced from 4 exons. Gene Ontology annotation, biological process: monoatomic anion transport; transmembrane transport. Lineage: Eukaryota; Metazoa; Arthropoda; Insecta; Coleoptera; Silphidae.